This is a messenger RNA of Photinus pyralis (common eastern firefly), 1370 nucleotides long. Its product is annotated as facilitated trehalose transporter Tret1-like. The record is from RefSeq and is a predicted model, not a curated record. Gene Ontology annotation, cellular component: membrane. The coding region runs from base 3 to 1370 and encodes 455 amino acids. The transcript is spliced from 2 exons. Gene Ontology annotation, biological process: transmembrane transport. Gene Ontology annotation, molecular function: transmembrane transporter activity. Lineage: Eukaryota; Metazoa; Arthropoda; Insecta; Coleoptera; Lampyridae.
AAAUGGUCGCAAUCGAAGGGAGGACUCUGCAGUACAUCGCACUUUCAGCAGGUUCUCUAAGUGCUCUCUCUUGCGGUUUCCACCUCGGAUGGCCGGGUCCUUAUCUGCAACAGUUGGUCGAGGAGGACUCCGCGUUUCCGGUAACUGACAGCGAAGGUUCCUGGAUUGCGAUAUCGUUCCUGAUUGGCGCCUUCUGCGGGUCCGGUUUGUGCGUUGCGCUUCUGGACUGGGCCGGUCGGAGAAGACUCGUCAUAUUCACCAAUUUUCCAUUUGUCGCGUCUUGGUUGAUGGUGGCGUUUGCGGGAAGCUGGUGGGAGCUGUGCGCGGCUCGGUUUGUGGCGGGACUGUCCGACGGUAUGGUUUUUUGUGCGGUACCCCUGUACUUCAGCGAAGUGGCCGAUGCUAAAGUUAGGGGUCUCUUCGUGUCGGGUUUGAUAGUGAUGCACCUGACGGGCGUUCUUUUUAUGGCAGUAGUGGGGUCGUUCUUGCCAAUGAAGAGUGUCGCUUUAUUCUGCGUCUCAGUCCCGCUGAUUGUGUUCCUUACAUUUCUGUGGUUGCCCGAAACUCCUCACUAUUACGUGGUACGAGGCGACCUGGAGAAUGCCAGGCGAAGUCUGAGAAAACUAACCGCUAAGGUUGAUGUGGAGCCGGAGAUUGGUCACAUUUUGGAAACCAUGGACGACUGCGACGGUUCCAAAGGUAAAUUGCUAAAUUUUAUUAGCAACGGAAACAGUCGACGUGGCAUUGUCAUUCUGUUGCUGAUACGUACAGUGCAACAAUUCAGUGGUUACGUCGCCUUCGUGUUUUACCUGCCAGCCAUUCUUACGGAAGCCAGUGAUUUUGUUUCUCCAGUCAUAUCCACCUCUAUUUAUUACACCUUGCAAAUGACGUUUGCCCUAAUUUCGAUGGUAACCAUUGAUAGGGUUGGUCGAAAACCAAUUCUAGUUUUCUCAGUUGCUAGCGUAACCCUUUCACUGUCAGUGGUGGGGGUGUAUUUUUUGGUUCAAGGUUAUGGCUACGUUAACCUAAAGGAUUACUCCUGGAUACCGCUCUUGGGACUUUUCCUGUUCAUUAGCGGUUACAGUUCCGGGCUGCAUUCUAUACCCGUGCUGCUCGUGGGGGAGAUAUUUCCAAUUGGAGUAAAAGUGCUAGCAAUCACUCUAUUCGAUAUGUACUAUAGCAUAGUUUCGAGCAUUGCGUCGAAAUUUUUCCAGUACACCAAGGACGAGUUUGGGAUGUACGUUCCCUUUUUAACAUUUGCCUGUUGUUGCGCUUGUGGUUUACCGUUUAUCGUGCAUUUUCUACCCGAAACCAAAAACAAAACGCUUGAAGAAAUUCAAAUUGAGGGGAAACUAAAGAUAAAAGCAUGA